AUGCCUUACCCCUCCUCUGUUCCCCUGCUAUGCAAGUUCCCUCAUGGCCUGUCCUCCAUCCUCAGCAACCACGUCAGUUGGGGAGCCAGGAGAAUGGAGGAUACUGAGGUCAGUCUCUUCUAUCCUGAAAGACCACUAUUCUUCUCUCAGGAGUAUGGUGGGGUGGCUGAUCUCAGCCUAGGGCCCACCCUGAUGAGAAAUCCUGAAGAUGUGGGCCUAGACCCAAGGGAUCAUCCCUGGCCUAGAGAGAGGCCUUUGUGUGUGUGUGCGCACACACACACACAUAUACACACACACCCAUCACAGCUUUCAGACACUACUGGCAUUUUCUGUCCAUCUGACUGUUAA
Molecule: messenger RNA, 348 nt
Organism: Pipistrellus nathusii (Nathusius's pipistrelle)
Lineage: Eukaryota; Metazoa; Chordata; Mammalia; Chiroptera; Vespertilionidae
Source: the annotation of a GenBank genome assembly